AUGGGCAGUAGUGUAGUUAAGUGGCAAGCUCGUGUCAACGUCGCUGUUGUUAAAAACCAGUUGGGCUAUUGUGAGCCAUUGACAGUGGAUUUCAUAGCAACACUGGUGACAAAGGAGGCCCGUCAGUUGCUCAUACCAGAUUUGCGAGCGGCAAAGAAACAUGUUCGUUUCGAUUUGUAUACCAGGCGGAAUCCCUAUGUGCGGCAAGUGUUAAAGACUGGCGAUCAGAAGGGAUUGUAUGAAUCAAAUUUUAAUGCCACAUGGCCGGUGAGAAUAUCAAUUCACGGUUGGAAUGGUAUGACAACAACAUGCUCGAGUGCAGCAAUUAAAGAUGCCUAUUUGGAAAUAGGAGACUUUAAUGUCAUACUUGUCGAUUACAGUGACUACUCGCUGGAUGUGAAUUAUUUUCGCGUGAUAGCCGAAGUGUUCGAUAUUGCGGAACAAAUUAAUGUCUUCACUCGAUUUCUACAUAAGGCGACCAACUAUCCCUUCGAACAGAUGUAUUUAAUUGGUCACAGUUAUGGUUGUCAUGUGGCGGGGGUAGCGGGAAAAUUACUGAAGCCAUCUCAAUAUGGUGUCAUCUAUGCCCUGGACACCGCGGGACCCAUACAUCAAACUAUUGCCAAGGAAUGGCGAUUGACCCCGGAUGCCGCCCUCUAUGUGGAAUCUAUACAAACGGAUACCGCUUUGUUUGGUUAUAGGGGUAGUGAUUUGGGUCAUGCUUCAUUUUUUCCCAAUUGGGGUUUGGGGCAGCCACAUUGUCCAAAUGUUACGGGGACUGAACCGGAAUUUGCCUGCGAUCAUUUUGGUUCGUUGUAUUAUUUUACGGAAUCUUUGAGAAAUCCUUAUGCCUUUGGGGCAAUUCGUUGUAAAAAUUAUAGAAAUGUUAUUGAACAGAAAUGUGGUUGUGUAGCUGGGGCGAAACAAUGUCCGGCAGAAGUGUUUAUGGGUGGCGAACCGGCAAGGAGAAAGAAAGGGGUUUUCUAUUUGAGUACAAUGAAACGUAGGCCCUAUGGCAUGGGAGCUAUGUGUCGUAUGCGUCCAGCCAUCGAAUCAACGGUUGUUCGAUCAACGAGUUAUAGAAGGAGGGGGAUAUAG
Molecule: messenger RNA, 1098 nt
Organism: Musca vetustissima
Lineage: Eukaryota; Metazoa; Arthropoda; Insecta; Diptera; Muscidae
Product: phospholipase A1 member A-like
Biological process (GO): lipid metabolic process
Molecular function (GO): lipase activity
Source: RefSeq, a predicted model, not a curated record